UCUGAAUCUUGCCGGCGAUGGUGUUUCCGCAGCAAGACGAGAGAAACGCUGGACGCUCAAGAAGCAGCGCGGUUUCGGACUCGGAUCCCGGCACCCAUGCCCGCUAUUUUCCUUCCACCUAACGAUAACGAUGCCAUGCGACUGAAUUACUAAGCGGCAAAUCUCCCCGUUGAUCUCAAAUACAGCAGUAGUUUGCUGCAGACAUGCACCUGCCACUUCUAGACUGACAGUUGAGUCGUUGCCGACCGGUCCUCGGAUGGACGAUCUGGCUCGCGAGUGCUCAUCACCUCGAUUCUCAAAUCAGCAGUCGACUCUGCUGCCUACUUUUGUUUUUCUCAGGCCUAUCGGCAUCCAAUUCUGCCGUAUACCUUUCUUCCUCGGUGCUCUCUCCUCGAACGUAGCUCAACCUUUCCUGAUGGACCAUAGUCUAAGCAUCCGUUCUUCAUGACGACAACACAACAGCAGCGCAAUCAGGACGCCCUGAAAGAAGAUUUCAAGAUAUCAUCGGACCCGGACGCCGCUCCAGUGGUGCCAUCAGGAUCACACGAGAAAACAGAACAGAAUGUGGUCUCAACAAUCGAACAGCCGACAGACGACAAUGAAGUCUAUUCUGUGUUCACACCAACACAGAAAAAGUUGAUCGUACUCACCGCAUCACUGGCUGGCUUCUUCUCCCCACUAAGCGGAUCCAUCUACUAUCCUUCUUUAAACACGAUAGCGGAAGAUCUUGGCAUCACAGCGACGAAAGUCAACCUUACAGUCACAACUUAUAUGAUUGUGCAAGGCUUAGCGCCUAUGUUGACUGCAGGCUUCAGUGAUGGAGCUGGUAGGCGCCCGGCUUAUAUUGCUUGCUUCGUCAUCUAUCUGGCUGCGAAUCUUGGACUGGCUUUACAAAACAACUAUGCCGCGUUACUAGUCCUGAGAUGUCUUCAGAGUGGUGGUAGUAGCGGUACCAUCGCAUUGGCAAAUGGAGUCGUAGGCGAUAUAGUCACAUCAGCUGAGCGAGGAAGUUAUGUCGCAUUUGCCUCUGUCAGUUCGAUCUUAGGACCUACUCUAUCUCCAAUCCUUGGUGGUCUGCUCAGUCAAUACUGGAACUGGCAUGGUAUAUUCUGGUUUCUGCUGGCCUUUGGUGGAGUUUUCUUCAUUCCCCUGUUCCUGUUUUUCCCGGAGACAUGUCGAAAUGUCGUUGGUGACGGGUCUAUACCUGCGCCUAAGCUCAAUUGGAACAUCACGGAUAAUAUCAGACACGCCAACCGAGAGAAGGCUGAAUUGAGGGUUGAUGAGAAGAAACAAGAAGAGCUGCGCAAAAACUAUCGCCUCACUUUCCCGAAUCCUCUAUCUACGCUCGUCGUUCUUACCGACUUGGAAUCCGCUUUAAUAUUAAUCGCUUCUGGGCUGACGCUAGCCUGCUUCUAUGCCGUCAGCACUGGCGCAUCCACAGCUUUUAGAAGCGUGUACGGUUUCGACGACAUGCAAGUCGCUCUCAUGUUCAUUCCAUUCGGAGUCGGCGGCAUCGUCUCAGCAUUUACAACCGGCAAAGCAGUCGACUGGAACUACCGGAGACACGCAAAGAUCAACGGCUUCCCCUUCGUCAAGAACAAGCAACAAGACAUGACCGAGUUUCCUCUGGAAAAAGCACGACUCGAGGUUGCGCUACCACUCUUCUACCUCGGAGCAUUAACUGUACUGGGCUAUGGCUGGGUUAUGGAUAAGCAUGUAUCUCUGGCCGGUCCUAUCAUCUUACUCUUCGUCAUGGGGUACGCUCUCACAGCGGCAUUCCAAAUUUUGAAUAUCAUCAUGCUCGAUGUCUACCCCGGGCGUCCAGCAGUCGCAUCGGCAGCAAACAACAUAGUCCGAUGCGAGCUGGGAGCGGCAACAUCAGCAGCUAUCGUGCCUAUGGCUAAGGCUAUGGGCAAUGGAUGGGCAUAUACGUUGCUUGCAUUCAUACUACUAGCUUAUUCGCCGGCCUUAUUACUGACCAUGAAGUCAGGCGUCAAAUGGCGACGAGCGAAGAAACAAAAACAGGAAGAGAAGGACGCAAGAAUGGCGAAAGAUUUAUCUUAGUUAGUCGUCAUGAGUCUCUACCAAUCGAAGCCUGCUGAUUCCGC
Aureobasidium pullulans EXF-150 is the source of this 2108-nucleotide messenger RNA. RefSeq names its product citrate synthase. Gene Ontology annotation, cellular component: membrane. Gene Ontology annotation, molecular function: transmembrane transporter activity. Gene Ontology annotation, biological process: transmembrane transport. The transcript has a single exon. Lineage: Eukaryota; Fungi; Ascomycota; Dothideomycetes; Dothideales; Saccotheciaceae. The record is from RefSeq and is a predicted model, not a curated record. Bases 445 to 2064 code for a protein of 539 amino acids.